UAGUGUAAAUUGUAAAAUGUCGAUAAUUUUUCAAAGUAAUUUAAAGAAGCGUGAAAUGCAAAGAACUCAACGGCUUACUAAAGAAUUGGCCAAAAUAACUCAAAAUCCUCCCUCAGGAAUCAGUUUAUCUCCAUUAAACGAUAAUUUGGAUUAUUUCCAAGCAAGUUUAGUUGGUCCUAAUGGCACGCCAUAUGAGCAAGCAGUUUUUAACUUAGAGAUAGUGAUACCACAGAACUACCCCUUUUCACCACCUUCUGUGAAGUUUAAAACGAAGAUUUAUCACCCAAACAUCGAUGACACUGGAAGAAUUUGUUUAGACUUAUUAAAAAUGCCACCUAAAGGCUGUUGGAAGCCAACAAUUGGUUUGGAAGGCCUGUUAAUAGCAAUAAGAAUGUUAUUGGAACAUCCCAAUCCAGAAGACCCUCUUAUGAUUGAAAUUGCUGAGGAAUUUAAAAAUAACUAUUCACAAUUUAUUUCAGUAGCCAGGGAAUACUCUAAACAAUAUGCUAUUAAGCAUUCCUGAUAAUAUUUCCAUUUGUUUAAUGAAAUGUGUUGUAUUUAACUAUGUACUUGAAUACUUUAUUUAAUUCCAUUUUCAAUUUUAAUUAAAAUUAUGAUACCAAAUUA
Molecule: messenger RNA, 627 nt
Organism: Agrilus planipennis (emerald ash borer)
Lineage: Eukaryota; Metazoa; Arthropoda; Insecta; Coleoptera; Buprestidae
Product: ubiquitin-conjugating enzyme E2 T-like
Exons: 2
Coding region: 17-523 (168 amino acids)
Source: RefSeq, a predicted model, not a curated record